UGAUGGCUGACUUGGGAUCAGGCCUGCCUGCUUGCCACGACCCCUAUAUAAUAGUAUUGCACUGACCCCUGCAUAGGGUGGGUCAGAUCCCCGGGGGCUGCCUCCCUCUAGCCCUGCCCCUCUGCCCCACCAUCGUUCAUCACUGGCCUGGGGGCUCAGGGAGGGCUGGGCCAGACUCCUCCCUCAGGGGCUGGCACAGGCCUGGCUCUUAGACGCAAGAAGUGCCGGGCUUUAGUGGGGCGCAGGUCCUGGGUGGGGGUGCGGUGUUGGGGCUGACUCAGUGGAAAGCCUGCCCUACAGGUGGCUACAAGGUGAGAAGUGGGUGGGGAGGAAGGUUGGGAAGGCCUCAUCAGCCCAGGCUGGAGGUGCUUGCCUAAAACUUCCACGCACCCCGAUCCUUUCCACACUUCGAGAGAGGCUCUCUGCACCCAUAACUCCAGAAUCUGUCACCUCCGUGGUAACACAAAUGCACAAGGAAAAUAAUCCAAAGUGUCUCUUACAGCUCAGAAGGGGAAAUGGAUGAUCUGUCUCGUGGAUUCUCAAAAUAGCUGGGAUUUCUCCAAGCCCAGUGAACUCCCUAGGCCUGAGCUGCGAGCUGGGGCCUGCACGGCCCGCUGGCCUCUCACUCUCCUCCAGCCACUGGCCCUGUGCAGGGCGGGGGCUGGGAGGUGUCGUCAUGCCUGCCCCUGGGGCUUUCCCUGUGCUGGUGCCGUUGAGGGGCUGUGACCACUCAAAAGCUGCUUUCAGGGCAGCCUGGCUCCCGGGGGCGACUCCCAAGUCCCCCUCAGAGAAGGUGGAGAUUCUGGAUGCAAAGACAAGGGAGAAGCUGUGUUUCUUGGACAAGGUGGAGCCCCACGCCACCAUUGCGGAGAUCAAGAACCUCUUCACCAAGACCCAUCCACAGUGGUACCCCGCCCGCCAGUCCCUCCGCCUGGACCCCAAGGGCAAGUCCCUGAAGGAUGAGGAUGUUCUGCAGAAGCUGCCCGUGGGCACCACGGCCACACUCUACUUCCGGGACCUGGGGGCCCAGAUCAGCUGGGUGACGGUCUUCCUAACAGAGUACGCAGGGCCCCUUUUCAUCUACCUGCUCUUCUACUUCCGAGUGCCCUUCAUCUAUGGCCAUAAAUAUGACUUCACGUCCAGUCGGCACACAGUGGUGCACCUCGCCUGCAUCUGCCACUCAUUCCACUACGUCAAGCGCCUGCUGGAGACGCUCUUCGUGCACCGCUUCUCCCAUGGCACCAUGCCUUUGCGCAACAUCUUCAAGAACUGCACCUACUACUGGGGCUUCGCCGCGUGGAUGGCCUAUUACAUCAAUCACCCUCUCUACACGCCCCCUACCUACGGAGCUCAGCAGGUGAAAGUGGCGCUCGCCAUCUUUGUGAUCUGCCAGCUCGGCAACUUCUCCAUCCACAUGGCCCUGCGGGACCUGCGGCCCGCUGGGUCCAAGACCCGGAAGAUCCCAUACCCCACCAAGAACCCCUUCACGUGGCUCUUCCUGCUGGUGUCCUGCCCCAACUAUACCUACGAGGUGGGGUCCUGGAUCGGUUUCGCCAUCAUGACGCAGUGUCUCCCAGUGGCCCUGUUCUCCCUGGUGGGCUUCACCCAGAUGACCAUCUGGGCCAAGGGCAAGCACCGCAGCUACCUGAAGGAGUUCCGGGACUACCCGCCCCUGCGCAUGCCCAUCAUCCCCUUCCUGCUCUGAGCGCUCACCCCUGCUGGGGCUCAGCCCCUCACCCCGGUGGUAUUCUGGGGGAGGAGUGGGGCCCACAGCUCUCCAGCACCCGGAAUAAAGCCCGCCUGCCCCAGUCGGA
Messenger RNA from Pongo pygmaeus (Bornean orangutan), 1814 nucleotides. RefSeq names its product trans-2,3-enoyl-CoA reductase (gene TECR). Lineage: Eukaryota; Metazoa; Chordata; Mammalia; Primates; Hominidae. Gene Ontology annotation, biological process: very long-chain fatty acid biosynthetic process. Bases 677 to 1705 code for a protein of 342 amino acids. The record is from RefSeq and is a predicted model, not a curated record. The transcript is spliced from 13 exons. Gene Ontology annotation, molecular function: oxidoreductase activity, acting on the CH-CH group of donors.